This is a messenger RNA of Nannospalax galili (Upper Galilee mountains blind mole rat), 1725 nucleotides long. RefSeq names its product iroquois homeobox 6 (gene Irx6). The record is from RefSeq and is a predicted model, not a curated record. The transcript has 6 exons. Gene Ontology annotation, cellular component: nucleus. Bases 51 to 1316 code for a protein of 421 amino acids. NCBI's taxonomy places the organism in Eukaryota, Metazoa, Chordata, Mammalia, Rodentia, Spalacidae. Gene Ontology annotation, biological process: neuron differentiation; regulation of transcription by RNA polymerase II; cell development. Gene Ontology annotation, molecular function: RNA polymerase II cis-regulatory region sequence-specific DNA binding; DNA-binding transcription factor activity, RNA polymerase II-specific.
GCAACGAACUCAGAAGGGAAGAGGGAGACAGGUCAGGACAGUCAGUUGCUAUGGCCUUCCCGCACUUUGGACACCCGUACGGCGGCGCUUCCCAGUUUCUGGUGUCUGCAAGUUCCAGUGCCACUUGCUGCGAAACGGCCCCUUGCUCUGUCUCAGAUGUGGCCUCAGCCUCCUCCCCAGCAUCCGCUCUCUGCUGCUCACACUAUGACAGUCGGCUGCUGGGCAGUGCACGGCCAGAGUUGGGCCCUGCCUUGGGCAUCUAUGGAGCCCCCUACACAGCUGCUGCAGCUGCCCCCAGCUACCCUGGGUACCUGCCCUAUGGUCCAGAGCCACCCCCAUUGUGUGGAGCUCUUAAUCCUCAGUAUGAGUUUAAGGAUGCUACUAGGAGCUUUACCCCUAGCCUGACCCAACCAGGAGCCUAUUACCCCUAUGAACCAACUCUGGGGCAAUAUCACUAUGACAGGUAUGGUGGGAUGGAGCUGAGUGGGGCUGGCCGCAGGAAGAACGCCACCCGGGAGAGCACCAGCGCUCUCAAGGCCUGGCUCAAUGAGCACCGCAAGAACCCGUACCCCACCAAGGGGGAGAAGAUCAUGCUGGCCAUCAUCACCAAGAUGACCCUCACCCAGGUGUCCACCUGGUUUGCCAAUGCGCGCCGGCGCCUCAAGAAGGAGAACAAGAUGACGUGGGCGCCCAAGAACAAAGAUGCCACUGCCAGUCAGGAGGCCCAGGGGCUGCGGAUGAGUGACUUAGAAGACCUGGAGGACGAGGAGGAAGAGGAGGACGUGGGCGAAGAGGAGGCAGCGGCCUCAGCAUCGGACAGGCUGGCAGGGUGUCAUAAGAGCGCAAGGUCCCUGCGGGUGCCCUGCACAGCAGCUCCAGAGGGCUGCUUGGAGAGCAGGGAGUGUAGCCUGGCGGCACCAAGCUUCUCCUUCAGUGAGGCCCAGCGAUCGGCAGAAGCUGACUUCAUUGCUGCAGAGCCGAGGGGCCCCACUAUGAUCAUGCAGUACCCCUGCGGCCAGAAACCCCGCAUCUGGUCCUUGGCGCAUACUGCGUCUUCCAGAGCUGUGGAAGAUACACCCUCAACCCCGCCCAGGGCACAAAGCCCAGGGUGCCACGUGAUCCCCAGACAGUCCAGCUCCAGCAAGCGACUGGGGGUCCCCCAGGACUCGGAUGUCGAGGAGGCUUCCCGCGUAGUCAAAGCCUUUGGAAACUCCACGUUCGCCUUGCAGGGGCUGCCACUGAACUGUGCACCGUGCCCGAGGCGGAGGGAGCCUGCAAUACGGUGCCAGUACCCGUCUGGAGCAGAAGCAGGUUAGCGCAAUGGCUGCAAUUUGCAGAAGAAUUUUGGAAAUGCCACUUUUGGAUUCACCUCCAUGCUAAGAAGCUUCCAGACUUUGACAGGGACCAGAAGUUUUCACUUUGCCUGAGGCAAACACACUGAACCCCCUUCUAGCAACCAUCUUUGCACGCAGGGCUGGGGUUGGUGGGCAGAUGCCCAGGAGAGGUGGCAAGGCACCUUGAAUAAGGCCCAGGGGGUUAACGCUGGCUUUUCCGCAGGCCUCUCUUCCUUCUCUGGACCAAGGGUCUUAUAGCUUCCCCUUUUGCCCACCCAACCCCACCCGGGCCGCUCACUUUGUAACUUCCUUACUGAACCAGUCUCUAGGUCUCUAAGGACCAUGUGUGUCCUCUUCCCUCCUCAACCUAUGACUUUAAAAAUAACCUCGC